GUGAUUACCAAAGAUGCUAGAAGUAGGGACACGGUUGUACAUGACCGUGGUUUUCGAUGAUCGUAUGUGGUUUGGUUAGGAUUAAGAUCAAGUGGUACAUUUGAGUUUCCAUAUUUAAAAUAAUAAUUGUUAUUGUCUUAGUUUCGAGAACAAGAUGAAACCUACAAGAAAAAAAUAUCGUGAACGAGUAGGAAUUGAUAAAGAACAGUUAGCGAAACAUAAUAAAGGCAAAGGAAUCGAUUUAAGGGCGACAUCAACUAAUAUAACAAAUAAAGUAAUAAGACAGAAAUUACAAAAAAGAGAGAAUACUUUUCAUAAUACAAUAACGGAUACUGCGCGCACUGAAUUACUUUUGACAGAAGAUUAUGGUUGCUUAGAAGCUGAUCCUGGGGAAAUAACAGUGCAAUACAAACAAAAGCAAAUUGCAGACAAUGUGGAUAUAACUUCUGCAGUUAAGAAUUUUACACUAAAUUUAGAGUUUGGCCCAUAUCAGAUAAAAUAUACAAGAAAUGGCAGACACUUAGUACUAGGUGGGGGGAGAGGCCAUGUAGCGGCUUUAGAUUGGGUCACAAAAAGUUUAGCCUGUGAAAUAAAUGUAAUGGAAUCGGUACUUGAUGUAUCAUGGCUUCAUAUAGAAACAAUGUUUGCUGUAGCGCAAAAAGAAUGGGUGUUUAUAUAUGAUAACCAAGGAAUUGAACUCCAUUGUUUGAAAAGAAUGCACAGAAUUAAUAAAUUAGAAUUUUUACCUUAUCACUUUUUGCUUGCCAGUGGAUCUGAUGAUGGUUACUUGUCAUGGUUGGAUAUUUCUAUAGGCAAAUUUGUAGCAUCUGUUAAUUCCAAAUUAGGACGUAUUGUAGUAAUGACACAAAAUCCUGAUAAUGCUGUGCUUUGUGUGGGUGAUUCAAGAGGAGUGAUUUCUAUGUGGUCUCCAAACAGUAGGGAUCCUUUGGCAAAAAUGUUGUGCCAUAAACAUGGAAUAUCUGCCUGUGCAAUUCAUCCUUAUGGAACUUACAUGGCAACUAGUUGUCUGGACAGAUUCAUAAAAAUAUGGGACAUCAGACAGUUAGCAGGUCCCGUGCAUAAUUAUCGCGUACGUUCUCCUAUUUACCAUUUAUCUUACAGUCAGACUGGCCAAGUAGCAAUGGCAAUGGGAAAUGUCGUUGAAGUUCAUCGAUUUUCGGGUGAUGGAAUGAAACCUUAUUUACGUCACAGAACCAAGUGGCCAGUGACAAGUAUGCAAUUUUGUCCAUAUGAAGACGUUUUAGGUAUUGGUACACUGAGAGAAGUAUCUUCUCUUCUAGUACCUGGAAGUGGAGAACCUAAUUUUGAUGCUCUUGAAAGUAAUCCAUUUCAAACUAAAACUCAGAGACGUGAAGCUGAAAUAAAAGCACUAUUAGACAAGAUUCAACCAGAACUAAUAUGUUUGGAACCAUUUGCUAUAGCAGAAGUAGACGUUCCCACUCUUAAAGAUAAAAUAGAAGCUGAAAAGAAAUUCUUGUAUCUCAAACCAAAGAAUAUAAAUUUCAAACCUCGUAGAACGAAAGCUAAAGGAAAAGGAGGAACAGCUAAAGUGAUUAAGACUAAGAAAAUUCUAAAAGAAUUGAGACGAAAGGAAACUAUCGAUGUACUUCGCCAAGCAAACAUGCGAUCAAAUACCAAGGAAGCAGGACCUCAGAGGGAUUAUGGAAUACUAAAUAGAUUUUUACCAAAACCUAAUAGAAGAACAAAUAAAUAAUACAACAUUGUUCAAGCUAUUAGAAAAAAUGCAUUUCUAUUUUAUAUCUUUCUGCAAUUUUUCAAAUAUUAGGUUGUCCAAAAAGUUUCUCUCGUUUUGAGGAAAUAAUAGACGCACAACGUUUUUUCACAACGGUCCAUUUUGUUCUGUUGAGAUAAACACCGCAACAUUUCACAGAUUUGGUUUCACGUUUUUAUGAAGGUGCAUUGUUGUAAAAAACAUGUUUGCGAAAGAAAGGCACUUUUCGGACAACCUUUCGUAUAAUCUAAAUAAAAUCUUGUUAAAAAAAGUAAACUUUCUUAAUUAAUUGAUACUGAAUUUAUAUAUAUGUAUAGAUUGUUAUACAUAAAGAGUAUAAUUUAUUUCUCAUGAUUCUUUAUCGAUAGCAUAUGUAUUAAUACAAAGUAGUGCAAAGUGCGGUAUAAAUAAAAUCAAGAUAAAUAAUUGAUUAGACAUAUGGUAUUGAAGUAUCAAGGUAUUUAAUAAAAUAAGUAAGCAUCCAAUAGUUUAAUUGUAACAUAUUCUAUAAUUUAAUAACUGUUGUAACUACAACUAAUUUUGGAAAAGAGUGCGAGUAAAUUCGAUAUAAUCCAAGGCUCCUGUGAUUGGUCGCUCCGUUUUUGGAUCGACGUAAGGUUUCAUACGAGCAACACAGUAAUCAGCCAUCUCCUUGGUAAGAUUCUAAGCAUAUAUGAAAUAUUGUUAAUAUACACUAAAUAAAUUGAUAAUUGUA
Molecule: messenger RNA, 2468 nt
Organism: Bombus pascuorum
Lineage: Eukaryota; Metazoa; Arthropoda; Insecta; Hymenoptera; Apidae
Product: WD repeat-containing protein 46
Exons: 6
Coding region: 155-1735 (526 amino acids)
Biological process (GO): maturation of SSU-rRNA from tricistronic rRNA transcript (SSU-rRNA, 5.8S rRNA, LSU-rRNA)
Cellular component (GO): 90S preribosome; small-subunit processome; nucleolus
Molecular function (GO): protein binding
Source: RefSeq, a predicted model, not a curated record